Messenger RNA from Lachancea nothofagi CBS 11611, 1662 nucleotides. The record is from the annotation of a GenBank genome assembly. NCBI's taxonomy places the organism in Eukaryota, Fungi, Ascomycota, Saccharomycetes, Saccharomycetales, Saccharomycetaceae.
AUGACGACCUGGGAACAAAUUGCCGCGGCUAAGCGAGCACAGACUUUGUCACAAAUUCCAAAAGGAUGGGUUGAGCCUAACUUGAUCCAAAACAUGAACAAAGACGGGUACGUUAGUGCUUGUGGAUAUUUAGAUACCGUACUUCCUGAACAUGAGGUGAGUAUAACAAAUCUUACAGCAACUGAGCUGGCUGGUAAAAUAGCAUCGAGAGAGAUGACAAGCUACGAUGUGUGCUAUGCUUUUUGUCAUAGAGCCGCGUUAGCGCAUCAGAUUCUUAACUGCUGCAUCGAAAUAUUCUUCGAGCAGGCACUUGAGAAAGCUCGUGAGCUGGACAGCUAUUUUGCAGCCACUGGGAAGCUGCUGGGGCCCUUGCACGGUGUUCCGUUUUCGCUUAAAGACCAAGUCAAUUUGAUUGGACUGGAAACAACAAUCGGCUAUAUCUCAAGAGUGGGCCAGAAGUCAGACAAAAUGUCACUGCUUGCUAAAGUGCUUCAAGAUCAAGGUGCGGUUUUUUUCUUGAAAACCACUGUACCAACCGCAAUGCUGGCAUCAGAAACAGUGUCUAGCUUACACGGUCGGACAUUGAACGCAAUUAACAUCGCCUUUUCAAGUGGUGGUAGCUCUGGUGGAGAGGGUUCUUUGAUCGGGGCGAAGGCUUCUCCGUUAGGCGUUGGAACUGACAUAGGCGGCAGUAUCCGUAUUCCUGCAGCAUUUCAAGGUUUGUAUGGCCUGAGACCUUCUCAUGGAAGAAUUCCCUACAUGGACGUCACAAAUUCGUACGAAGGACAAGAAUUGAUUCCUUCUGUUAUAGGGCCCCUAAGUUCUUCGCUUAAGGACUUGGAGCUUUUCACCAAAUUAGUGGUUGAUUCUGAGACUUGGAAUUAUGAUCCCCAGGUAGUCCCGGUACCGUGGAGAGACUCCAGUGAGGUGACAAAGCGCAAGUUGAGAAUUGGUCUGAUGACCUGGGAUGGACUGGUCAUGCCACACCCUCCGGUUUUGAGAGCCCUCAGGGAAACUUGCCAUGCGUUGACUAGCCGUGGCCAUGAAAUUGUAAAAUGGAGUUUUCCAGACAACGAAAAGCUUGUAGAUGUUGGAGAGAAGGUUUACGGUGCCGACUUUUACGCUGAGGUAGAACAGAUUUUGGAAAAGACCGGUGAGCCGAUUAGCGAUUACAUGAAUAUUGCUCGGAACGUCAGCAGAGGAAAAGGUCAUUCGGGCAAUGCAUUGGAUGUAAAUCAGUGGUGGGAAGUUUCGCAAGAAAUACGGCAUUUGAAACAAAAGUUUCUGAAGUAUUGGAAGAACACAGAAAACGUAACCUCUGAUGGGAAGCCCAUUGACGCAAUUCUUUGUCCAGUUUGGCCGUCAGCAGGCUUUCAUGAUGGGAAGGUUGAUUUUGGUUGUGAGAACUACACUGUACCUUUCAAUGUGCUAGAUUAUAGCUGCGUCGUUUUCCCCGUUACCCAAGUCAAUGUUGAGAUAGACAGCGUAGAGUCAGGGCAUUUGCCUUCUCUUCCAGACGAUCAAAAAAUGCAUGGAUACUAUGAAGCCCAGGAUUUUGACAAGAUCCCAGUGUGCCUUCAGGUCGUCUGUAAGCGCCUUGAAGAGGAGAAGGUGCUUGCCAUAGCCUCUGUUAUUGAGAGCUGCCUGGCAGCAACCACUUGA